AUGAGACCCCUACGACCAUUUCCGUUCCCCUUCAACGUCGGGACCGACAUCUGCCAGAUCAGCCGCAUCCACCGCAUCCUGCGCUCACCUCGACGCGCACGCUUCGCCCGACGGGUUCUCGCGCCCGAAGAGCAGCGGGCCGGCAUCGGACUCCGACUAGUCUCAUCUAGCGGCACGGACUCCGGAGACGGAUCGUCACCAUGCCACGGCAGCAAUCCGUCCGUCAAGGAUGGCGACGAGCUUUGGAAGAGCGCCGUGUUUGUCGCUGGAAGAUUCGCGGCCAAGGAGGCAGCCAUCAAAGCACACUCACAUCGCCGGCUGACGUUUCAAGACAUCAUCAUCGAGCGCCGUCGCGACGACCAAGGACAGCGGCUAGGCAGCGGUCCGCCCAUUGCCAGGAUCAGGGGAGAGGAAGGUGCAGAGGAGGAUACGAGUGCUGCUGUGUCCAUCAGCCACGACGGCGACUAUGCGACGGCGGUCUGUAUAGGAUAUGAUCCGCGAGACGGGGUCGGGAGCAAGACCUGA
Messenger RNA from Geosmithia morbida, 525 nucleotides. RefSeq names its product holo-[acyl-carrier protein] synthase. NCBI's taxonomy places the organism in Eukaryota, Fungi, Ascomycota, Sordariomycetes, Hypocreales, Bionectriaceae. Gene Ontology annotation, biological process: fatty acid biosynthetic process. Gene Ontology annotation, molecular function: holo-[acyl-carrier-protein] synthase activity; magnesium ion binding. The record is from RefSeq and is a predicted model, not a curated record. The coding region runs from base 1 to 525 and encodes 174 amino acids. The transcript has 2 exons.